Messenger RNA from Lycium barbarum (goji berry), 1372 nucleotides. RefSeq lists its product as uncharacterized. Lineage: Eukaryota; Viridiplantae; Streptophyta; Magnoliopsida; Solanales; Solanaceae. The record is from RefSeq and is a predicted model, not a curated record. Gene Ontology annotation, molecular function: ribonuclease III activity. Gene Ontology annotation, biological process: RNA processing. The coding region runs from base 183 to 941 and encodes 252 amino acids. The transcript is spliced from 8 exons.
UAAUUGGAAAAUAAAAUUAAAAAAAGAGCAAACUGUAAAACUGAAGAAGUUGAAAGAAAACAUUUUACAAUUGCAGUUCAGUGCCCACAAUUAACCCCCAACAAGCGCAAACUUUCUAAAAAAGAGGCAAAAUACCGUGAAUACAAUUAUCUGUUCCGGCUAGUAGCUGAAGUAGUAAUUGAAUGGCGGUUCUUCUUCCUUUGUUGUCCAUAUCUUGUUCAGUUGACACAACCCAAAGACUUGCCUAUACUCCUCACCGUACACCUCCCAAAAAACCCGAUUCACUAUCCUCCAUUUCCUUGUCCCCUUCUAAUAUCUCCGUUUCGGACCUUCUUAGACGUGAAAUUCCCAAGUCUAACCAAGUGAAACCGGAUGGUACAUAUAUGGGGUACGACGUAUGGCUACCAAGUGCACCUAAAGUUGAGAAGCCUCGGUCGGUGUUUAAUGCAGCUUCACUAGCUUAUAUUGGAGAUUGCAUCUUUGAGCUAUAUGCAAGAAGACAUUUUUUGUUCCCACCAUUGAGCAUCGAAGAGUACAAUGAUCGAGUCGUGGCGGUAGUACGUUGCGAGGCACAAGAUGCUAUGUUGCAGAAACUUAUGAGCGACAAUGUUUUGUCAGAAGAGGAAAGGGGUGUGCUUCGUUGGGGGAAAAACAUUGGUUCAAGCAAAACGAAGACGAAAAAGCGUGCUGGUGUGGCUGUUUACAACAGAGCGUCUUCACUUGAAACACUUGUUGGUUAUCUCUACCUUACUAAUGUGCAAAGGCUUGAUGAAAUCAUGCUGAAGUUGGGCUUCUGCAUAGGUGACUCUACGCUGCCAAUUGCGGAGAGAAUAGAUGCUGAACUUUUGGAAUCGGAUAGAUGGUGGAACUUUCUUUUGCCAUUGGUACACCAAGGUGAUGUCACUAGAAGAGAUGAGGUUCAUGAAGUGGAAUCUAUUUGAAAGAGACAGAUAUGUCCAAUGGCAUGGUGAAACAAAUGAGUUUCUCAAAAACAACGUUGUUUCUGGAGACUUGAGGAAGGUUAUUACCUCUUCAUGUGCUUUCUCGUUCAAAUUUCACAAGAGCUUGGAUGUGAGUGACUAUUGUAUGUCAACGCUUAGAUAGAAUAUAGGGUGUCGUGUUGGUUGUUCUUAAAUGGAGAAACAUUCAUACAACAGAGAUAUGAUGUGCUCUUUAAUACAUCUCAAAAAUAUAGGCAGCCAGCUGAAUGAUUCAGGAAUGUGCUUAGAUUGCUCACUCUACAUGAGGGUACAUCAACAUGUACAUGGACACGUUUGUAAGCAGAUUUGUUUUGUAUCGGGUCCAUUUGUUGUUAUCAUUCAUUUUAAAACACUAUCAGAUUUCUGGAGGAAUAAGUUGAGAUUUUGUAGUC